CAAAGCAAACAAGGGUUGCGAGGCUUUAAAAAGGGUCAACUCAGCUCAGUUUGGGUCAAAGUUGAAAAGGAGCCAUGGCGACUCGUCUCUGCAUACGGAACUUAAUUUUCCUUGGCCUCCUGGCUGGCAGCCAACUUCAGGUUCCAGUCGCAGAAGUGGACCACAAACUGGACCCCGAAAUAAGUUUAUUGUUCGAUCUGGCAAAGCAAAUGCAGGAGGACAUGGGAAUUAACAGCAUUAUUCUGUAUACGGGUCACUUUGAUCAGAGGCCUUCAGUUCAACAACUACUUAUGGAUGAGUUUUCAUUGCCCAUUUAUUGCGUUGGAUCUGAUCUUGGACCGGUUAAACACCGAUAUCUAUUUGCCGAAAUGUUGGCGGUAGUUCUCUUCACUGGCUUCGAUGAUCCAACACUCGCCGCUCUCGAUGACCCGGAACUUCGUCAUAUCGAAAAGGUCUUUAUAUUUAUCUACGCUCCGCUGGAUGUGGAAAAAAGAUUUGAGAAGGAAUCCAUUCAAAAGUUUUUCGAGCUUUGCUGGGAUCUGUGGUUUGAUCGGGCAAUGAUCAUUAUUCGCGGCGAGUCUGAGUUGGAAUUGUGGUCCUACUAUUAUUUGGGAGGUGUGCAUACCAGUCCAGUCGACCUUUCAACCACCCUAUCGACAGCAAUCCGACGGGAUAACCACAGGUUUCUCCUUCAGGUUGUUAAUGAUUUCCCAUCAAUUUUUUGGUACAACUCAUCGGAACAAGCAGAUGUGACUGGCGGUGGCAAUAUUAGUUUGUCCGGAACCACUGGAUUGAUGAUGGUUGAGUUCAUGCGCCACCUAAAUGUCACCAUGGAUAUUAUUGUGAUGCCGGGACGGCAGAAAUACGAGGACGACAUUUCCUUGAGGCCAAGUGAUCAGCCCGUGGAUGUGAUAGCCAAUUUGGUGGACAACUCCAGCCUUAAGUAUAGUCCAGUGGUGGCUUACUCAAGGAUUUGCCUGGUAGUUUCGAAUCGAAGACGGAUUCCUUUGCACAGAUUUGUAGAAAGGGGUUUUCCCCAAAAAGCUCAAAGGAUUUUUAUGUUUUCAUGUUUGGGCAUCUUUCUGGUCAAGUACUUCGGCUAUCGUCGAAGAGAUUUUUUUCAUUCACUUUUGAGCACCUUUCGUUUUUACCUAGGAAUUCCUGUUCCCGCCGCGCAGUUGAAUCGAAUGCCGUUGUCGGAAAAGAUUUUGGAAGUAAUAAUAUUCUUCUUCGUUGGACUACUCAUAAGUGCAAAUAUUUCCGUAUUUUCAACCUCCCUUACAACCGGUAUUUUUGAGCCUGAGAUCACAAAUGCGGAAACGUUUCGAGCGAGUGGCCUCAAAAUUAUGACAGACGAUUCAUCUGUUCUACAGGCCUUUGAAAAUGACGUGGUCCUCAGUUCGCUCCUGGAUCUUGUAGUCGUUGUAAAUCAGUCGACUAUGUUUAACCAUGUCACUAGCUUGAACGAAAGCUAUGCCUAUGCAAUACGAACGCCGAACUGGAACUUGUUACAACUUUAUCAAGAGCGAAUGAAUAACAAACCCCUCAUGAUCGCCGGCGAGGAACUCUGCUCAAAAACCCACCAGAUGCGAAUUCCUAUUUCUCCAAGGUCGCCGCUAAAGUUCGUCUUUAUGGAAUACUUUUUAAGUGUUUAUGAGUCCGGACUCCCACAUAAAUGGCUACAAAUGAGUUUCGAUAAGGUCCGUGAGUUAGGAAACUUGAAAUCAUUGCCAUUGGAUACUGAAAGGAGUUUCAAACCUCUUACAUUUGAAUUUUAUGCAGCAAUAUUUAAAAUUUAUGUUUCUCUCUUGACUUUCAGCGUAAUAGUUUUUGUUAUGGAAGUGCUUUUGAAAAUAUAUUGGAAGUAA
Messenger RNA from Drosophila ficusphila, 1868 nucleotides. RefSeq lists its product as uncharacterized. The coding region runs from base 75 to 1868 and encodes 597 amino acids. NCBI's taxonomy places the organism in Eukaryota, Metazoa, Arthropoda, Insecta, Diptera, Drosophilidae. The transcript is spliced from 2 exons. The record is from RefSeq and is a predicted model, not a curated record.